Molecule: messenger RNA, 1683 nt
Organism: Ostertagia ostertagi
Lineage: Eukaryota; Metazoa; Nematoda; Chromadorea; Rhabditida; Trichostrongylidae
Source: the annotation of a GenBank genome assembly
AUGAAUAGUGGAGGACGAGUUGGCCUGAGUGCUUCGUCUUCGCGAGAAGAUCCUCCUCGUUCAAGAAACACAUCCGCACGACGAACGUUCUGUAAUCCUCAGGAUGGAGCGAUAGGAGUUUCUCCAUCAACGGCUGUUCGAGGUAAUGGUGGCCGUAGACGUUGGGCCUACAAACAAGAACCGCCACCGCAGGUGACGCACAUCGCAUGUACUCAGAACAAUCAAAACCCUUCUAUUGCGCGUCCGAAAACAAAAAUGUUUUCAAUAGUACGCGAGGGAAAUAUUGCGAUCGGCGACGAAUUUGCUGUUAUUGAGGAGAGGAAUCCACUAGAGGAAAAUUAUCCUUGUUUUCCUGGCUUCAUCAAUACGUAUACACAAAAAGCGAUUGCAAGAAGUCGACGAGAAAAAGAGCGGUGCGAACAGUUAGCCGCUUGUCGUUCUCAGGAUAGUAUUUCUAGUCGUCUGCGGUCAACUAUUCCAAGCUAUCAGCUACGUUCAGGGAUUUCGUGGCCUGGGCCACUCGAAGUUGCAGCGCCGCGAUCAGGAAUACAUCAUUGGGUUCAUCAGGCGAGCACGUUAAAGGAUGUCAGUUCCUGGAGCUCGUGGGUAACUGCGAUGACUCUAAAGUGCUUGGUUGCUGGGCUAUUGGAGAUGGUUCAGAAACAGCAGAAAGGCAGCAAAGUUCGCGUGCCUAAGUGUGUGCGUUUUGACGAUAAUUUAGCGAGGAAAGCUGCCGCGAGCUUGGAUGGGUAUAUUCCUCGUAACAAUGGCACUUCAUGUAAUACCCUUGGGCUGGAGUUUAUUUUGGAUGGAGAGACCGUAGAUGUGGCUCAACCAGUUCUCGUGGACAUGGCAGUGGCUCCUGUUGAUUCCGAUGUGACUUGUGUUUUAUAUGUCACAGCAGAGUCAAGGGUUACGGGACAAGGAAUUUCGUCGAUGUGCAAUGUAGUUUUACAACCGAUGUCUGCAUUAUGUACGGAUGAUGAUGAUUUUGAAGUUCGAAAUUCUCCCAUCUACAACAUUCAGUGGUCCGUAGAGUCAUCGGCGAUCUACAGUUGUGCAUGGAACUCUAACAAAACACGUAUAGCUCUAGGUAUGGAAGAGUCUGCAAAGAUUACCGAUGUGAUCACUGAGAAGUCAUUUACAAUAUCAAGCCGUCGUCGAAAUGUGAUUAGCCAACAUUUUGCUCCCGAUGGUAAUUUGAUAUACAUGGGCUUAAGAGAUAGCGAUGUAAUCCUCUCCGAUCUCCGAAUGAAAAGUCAUCAUGUGACAGGAUCACUGAAAGGUUCUCGCUCAAGUGGUUGGAUUCGCCAACUGCGCUCAUCGUACCCUCAGUGCGUCCUCAUAGAAAAUUUCCGAGGAGAGUUAAAGUUGUAUGACUCACGUCGAUGUGAUCGGGAACUAAUGUCAUUCAGCGGUCACAGGAACACUCACUUCCGUCUUCCAUGCACUGUCGAUUGCCAAGAGAAUUUUGUCUUUGCUGUUGGCAGUGAUGGCUGUACGCGUGGAUGGUCAUUGGCGUCCGGCGACUUGCUGUGUGCUGUUCCCUGUCCACGGCCUGUUGACGACCGAACUGACUUUCCGCGAGUCGUCUACUCUUCUGCUUGGGGCGGCCGAGCCGGCAGUUCAGCACUAGUGUUAGCUGUCGGCGACUCAUUGCGUAUACAUCAUCUCGAGCUUUGA